AGAAGGACUGAGCGAGUGUUUGCAGGAGAGCAGAGCUGUGCUUCGGAAAUGAGCUACUUUGUGCUUUAAAAUACACUCGACUUAAAUCAUUAGAAUUUGCAGUAGAACUCUUGUUUUAGCUUUGGAGCAGUUAUCUAAAAUUCAGUGACAUUCUUUACUGAGACUGAAUUUCAGUUGAAAUGGUCCAGAUGAUUUUUAUGUCAAUGAUUUCACUCAAAAUCACAUCACAGCCCACACUUUAUUUACCACAUUGUCUGUGAUUUUGUGUGUGUGAACAUCAUCAUGAGGUGUAGUAGGUUUAAAUGUUUGUUGUGUAUUUCCAUGUCAUUUGAUGCUGAGUUUCAGGGAUUUGUCUUUUUCAGGGCGAUCUGACUUUGCGCCGUGUUUCUAUGAUAAUGGAGCUGGAAGCAGCAACGGAAACAUGGGGUUAUUCAGCAUCUCUGAAGACACCUCCGUUGGGACUCAUGUUUACACACUGAACGGCUCUGACCCCGAAGACGAGCCGGUGACCUACGGCAUGACCUUUGAUAAGGGCUCCAAAGAGUACUUCAGCGUCGAGCCCAAAUCAGGGAACGUGACUCUCAUCCAAACACUGGACAGAGAGGUUCAGUAUGAGAUCGUUGCAUUUGUGACCAUCACAGAUGGGAGAAAUAAGGUUGUAGAAAAUGUUCGAGUGUUCAUCACAGAUGCUAACGAUGAAAAGCCUGAGUUUCUGGAUCUGCCGCUCGUAGUGGACGUCCCCGAGGACAUCGCUUCAGGCAGCAGCAUCUACAGAGUCCAGGCCGUCGACAGAGACCUCGGGUCCGGAGGAAGUGUGACCUACUCCCUGCAGUCGACGCCCAGCACUAAGUUCACCAUCGACGGUCACAGUGGAGCUCUGCGCAUCAGAUCCGGAGAAUCGCUGGACUACGAGGUCUCCAGGACUCAUUUUGUCACUGUGGUUGCAAAGGAUGGCGGGGGUAAAUAUCAUGGAAAAUACCAGGUCAUGACCUCCACAGCCAUCAUAACCAUCAAUGUCCUCGAUACCCAGGAUUCUCCUCCAGUGUUUGUUGCUACUCCGUAUUUUGGAUUUGUGUAUGAAGUCUCUGUACCAGGCUCAGAGAUAUUCACUGUUUCUGCCAAAGACGGCGACCAGAACAACCCCAACACCAUGCAUUACUCCAUUCUGAGCGGCAGCGACGGCUUCUUCAGCAUCAACAGCACGAGCGGCUGUAUCAGCUUGACAUCUUUCCCUGUACAGCUGAGGAACGAGUUAUACGAAUUACAAGUCAAGGCUGCAGAGGUUGGAGCCGACAGGUUUUCUGAUUACAGCGUGACCACAGUCACUGUUCGUGUGGUGGACCUCAACAACCAUCCGCCCACUUUCUACGACGAGAACGGCCCACAGAACCGCUUCGAGCUGAGCAUGUACGAGCAUCCGCCGGAAGGAGAGAUACUCCGCGGCCUGAAGAUCACGGUCAACGACUCGGACCAGGGAGCAAAUGCUAAGUUCAGGCUGCUGUUGGUGGGACCUUCUCGAGUUCUCCGUGUGGUUCCUCAGACGGUUCUCAAUGAAGCCCAGGUCACCAUCAUGGUGGAAAACUCGUCCGCCAUCGACUACGAAAAAUACCAGUUCUUAACAUUCAAGCUGUUAGCAAUGGAGAUCGACACUCCCGAGCGCUUCAGUGCCACUGCGGAUAUCGUCAUCAAUCUUUUGGACACAAACGACAACAUUCCCAAGUUCUCCUCUGAGUUUUACAUCGCCAGGAUCCCUGAGAAUUCCCCAGGAGGCUCCAACCUCGUCUCAGUGACCGCGACAGACCCGGAUUCAGGGCUUUGGGGAGAAGUGAAAUAUUCCAUCUACGGCUCUGGCGCUGAUCUUUCUGUCAGUCAUGUGCUUGAGUUUAGGGACCGGUGGUCUGUGGUGGUUCAAGCUCGUGAUCGAGGCUCUCCAUCCUUCAGCACAACGGCGGUCGUGAAGAUCGACAUCACGGAGGCGAAUGGGCUCAAAGGGCCCAUGGCUGCUUUUCUAAUACAGAGCCGAGACAGUCCAAUGAAAGCUCUUGGCCUGGCCGUCAGCAUCAUUACUGUGAUGGUUUUGGUGACAAUUAUGAUCUCCACCAUCAUGUACUUUCGCAACACAAAGUCCAACAGGAUCACGCCAGCGCGCCACAUCAUUCGCAGGAGACCCAAAGAGCCACGCUGCUGGACCUUCAGGCUGUGGUUUGGACGGAGCGACCUGAGCUUUGGAAAGUUCUUCACUGACGAUGAGACGAGGGACAACACAAACCACAGCAGCCCCAGAGCCAAGCCGCCGGCCCCCAGCGCUCCGGUGCUCCCUCCUCCGCCUCCGAGCGAGCGGCUGCGGUCAGUGCCCACGGUGUCCGGCUCCCUGGCCUCCAGAAACACCAGCCGCAGCUCCAGCUGGAGGACCAGCAAAAGCACAGACGGCACCCAGAGAUCUGGCCAAAACAAAGACGGCAGUGGCAUCAGCUCCACUCUAGUGUCUGAGCUUAAAAUGAGAAUAGAACAGAAAAUCAAUGAGGCAAAUCAAGGCUACUAUUACUGACACACUGACCGGUGUGAGUAACGGAUACGAUGUGUGUUUGAUGGACCGCUGGACGCUUGAUGUUACGAACAGCUCGCUGAGAAGAAUGUUUCUUUUUUUGUGAAAGUGUUUUUAAAGUGGCCGUCUGGUUUACCCUUAAGUGUUUCGGUUUUUCAACAUGCCGUACAGUCAUUUAAGAUCUAAGAUUUCUAUAGAUUAUUUAUGUGACUAUUGCAUGUACUGACUGUAUUUCUUCAGCUUUUGCCUUGAGGAUCUUUGGUAAAAGUCUGCAGACUGUAUGGACAUCGGACUCUCAUUUGUAGUUACUGCUGUCAAACCUUUUUUUUAUUAUUGUUAUUAUUGUUUUAUAAAGAGUUUUUCACUGAUAUUUUUAAAGUUUUUUAAUUUUCCUGUACAUUUUCUGAGAAAGAGAGCAGAUGAACGUCCAUGUGCUAUUUGCUGUAGGGCAUAUCUGAAUGUCAAAUGUGUUUAUCAUGAAUCAUCAUAUCAAGUCUGUGCUAUAGCUGAAUUUAGAAAUAAAA
This is a messenger RNA of Sinocyclocheilus anshuiensis, 3069 nucleotides long. RefSeq names its product cadherin-related family member 1-like. The transcript is spliced from 16 exons. The coding region runs from base 332 to 2548 and encodes 738 amino acids. The record is from RefSeq and is a predicted model, not a curated record. Gene Ontology annotation, biological process: cell migration; multicellular organism development; adherens junction organization. Gene Ontology annotation, molecular function: calcium ion binding; beta-catenin binding; cadherin binding. Gene Ontology annotation, cellular component: adherens junction; catenin complex; plasma membrane. NCBI's taxonomy places the organism in Eukaryota, Metazoa, Chordata, Actinopteri, Cypriniformes, Cyprinidae.